AGUCUUCUUGCUGUCCUGAAUGGUGGUAAAUCAUGUGAGGAUAAGCAAAAAAAAAAAGCAAGAGGAAGCUUCUGCUUCUGAGAAUCAAUCACAAUACCCGUUUCCGGAGCUUUCUUCUUCUGGUCGUCUUGAGGUGACGGUAUUAACUAAACCUACUGUGGAUGAACUCGGUCGAGUAAUUGAGCAACUGCAGCCAGAUUUUGUUUACCUACAAGGUAGACAGCUGGAAGAAAGCGGUGAAAUUGGGUCUCUUAUAUGGGAAGAAUUUGACCUGUCUAGUCCAGAAGCAUUAUGUGCAUUGUUUUCUUCAAAAUUACCUAAUACUGUUUAUUUGGAAACUCCUAAGGGAGAAAACUUGGCAGAGGCACUCCACUCUAAGGUCACAUUGAUAGCAGGCAAUCUAUAGUAAUUUUUUGGUGAGGAGUUUGGUGGCUUUGUUCA
Arachis ipaensis is the source of this 441-nucleotide messenger RNA. The record is from RefSeq and is a predicted model, not a curated record. Lineage: Eukaryota; Viridiplantae; Streptophyta; Magnoliopsida; Fabales; Fabaceae.